AUGGGUGGAUGUGUUUUUCCAUUUCUCCUCUCCCCCUCUUUUUCCUCCCUCUCUAUCUCCCUCCUCCCUCUAUCUCCCCCCCCCCCUUCUUUUUCCCUCUCUAUCUCUCCCUCCCUCCCCCUUUUUCUUUUCCCUCUCCCUCCCUCCCCUUCUUUCCCUCUCCCUCCCUCCCUUUUUUUUUCCCUCUCCCUCUCCCCCCUUCUUUUUUCCCUCUCUCUCCCCCCCCUUCUUUUCCCUCUCUCCCUCCCCUUUUUUCCUCUCUCUCCCUCCCCUUUUUUUUCCUCUCUCUCCCUCCUCCCCCUUUUUUCUCUCUCUCCCCCCUCCCCUCCCCUUCUCUCUCUCCUCCCUCCCCUUCUUUUUCCCUCUCUCUCUCUCCCUCCCCUUUUUCCCUCUUCUCCCUCCCUCUUUUUCCCUCUCUCCUCCCCCUUUUUUCCCCCCUUCUCCCCUCUUCCCCCCUUUUUUCCCCUCUCAUCCCCCUUCCCCCCCUUCUUUUCCCUCUCAUCCCCUCCCCCCUUCUUUUCCCCUCUCAUCCCUUCUUUCCCCUCUCAUCCCCCUUCUUCCCCCUCUUUUUCCCCUUCUUUCCCCUCUCAUCCCCUUCUUUUCCCCUCUCAUCCCCCUUUUUCCCCUCUCAUCCCCCCUUCUUUUCCCCUCUCAUCCCCUUCUUUUCCCCUCUCAUCCCCUUCUUCCCCCUUCUUUCCCCCCUCAUCCCCCCUUCUUCCCCUUCUUUCCCCCCCUCUCAUCCCCUUCUUUCCCCCUUCUUUUUCCCUCUCCCAAUAUGUUUAA
This is a messenger RNA of Acanthosepion pharaonis, 783 nucleotides long. The record is from the annotation of a GenBank genome assembly. NCBI's taxonomy places the organism in Eukaryota, Metazoa, Mollusca, Cephalopoda, Sepiida, Sepiidae.